This is a messenger RNA of Solanum stenotomum, 2257 nucleotides long. Its product is annotated as pectinesterase 3. NCBI's taxonomy places the organism in Eukaryota, Viridiplantae, Streptophyta, Magnoliopsida, Solanales, Solanaceae. Gene Ontology annotation, biological process: cell wall modification. The record is from RefSeq and is a predicted model, not a curated record. Gene Ontology annotation, molecular function: pectinesterase activity; pectinesterase inhibitor activity. The transcript has 2 exons. Bases 303 to 2018 code for a protein of 571 amino acids.
GAAGACAACAAUCAUGUUAUUUUAAUAAUAUAAAAUGAUAAGUUGUGUCGUGCCACUAAAUUAUUCAGGAAUCAGGAAUGAGAUCUUUAACGACAUGGAAGCAUCUCGGAAAAAGUGAAGCCCCAUUUGUCACCUAAACUUUGUAUAAAAAUGGCAUCCUUCAAUUAGAAUUCAGAACCAGACACAAAAGAUAUCUCAAUAUAAUUUUUUUUCAUAUUCCAAAAAACUCAACAUCCCCAUUUACAAGUUACAAAAUCUGAAAAAAAAACAAAAACUCAGAAAUUCAUUCAGUUUCUUCAUCAAUGGAUACAAUCAAAUCUUUCAAAGGCUAUGGCAAAGUGGAUGAGUUGGAAGAACAAGCUUUCAGGGAGAAAACCCGUAAGCGUCUCAUUAUCUUAAUUGUCUCUGCCAUUCUUCUCCUUAUUGCAGUUGUAGGCAUAGUUGUUGGAACUGUUGUUCACAAAAACAACGAAAAGGACAACAAUUCGAAACAAACCUCUUCUACUGCUCAAUCCCUGGAAGUUCUCUGUAGCUUAACUGAGUACAAAGAUUCGUGCUUAUCAAGCUUAUCAUCCUCAAAUAUCACUGAUCCAGAAACGCUGUUCGUACUUUCUUUGAAAAUCGCCAUGGAUGCGGUCAAGAAUAUGUCUUCUGGACCGCAGAAUUGGGCGAAAUUGACUAAAGAACCCAAAGUACAAAGGGCAUUGAAAGUCUGCGAGACUGUAUUCGACGAUGCAAUUGAUAAACUUAACGACUCUGUUUCAUCAGUGCAAGUGAACGGAGGCGCAAAACUGCUUUCAGGACCCAAAAUCGACGAUCUCAGAACUUGGUUGAGCUCGACGCUUACAGAUCAGGAGACUUGCUUGGACGCACUCGAAGAAAUGAAUGCCACAUUCGUAAACGACGCUAAGCUGUUAAUGAAAAAUUCAACUGAAUUUACCAGCAACAGUUUAGCUAUUGUGGCUAACAUUUUUGGGAUUCUAGGUAAAUUCAAUAUUCCGAUUCACCGGAAAUUGUUGAACAUUGGGGAAUUCCCGGAAUGGGUAGCAGCGGGUGACCGGAGACUUAUGCAGGAGGUUAGUCCGAAACCGGACGUGACAGUGGCGAGUGAUGGUUCCGGAAAUGUUACGACUAUUGGAGAAGCAGUGAAAAUGGUGCCGAAAAAGAGUAAAACGAAAUUCGUGAUAUAUGUGAAGGAAGGUGAAUAUGUUGAGACAGUGAGAAUGGAUAAGUCUCUUUGGAAUGUCAUGAUGUACGGCGAUGGCAAAACUAAGACCAUUAUUUCCGGCAGCUUGAACUUCAUCGAUGGCACCCCCACUUUUGAGACGGCCACAUUUGCUGUUGCUGGUAGAGGCUUCAUUGCCAGAGACAUAACAUUCAAGAACACCGCUGGGGCCGCAAAGCACCAGGCAGUGGCCAUGCGUUCAGGGUCCGAUCAAUCUGUAUUUUAUCGAUGCUCCUUUGAUGCCUUCCAGGACACCCUUUAUGCUCACUCCAACCGUCAAUUUUACCGCGAAUGUGACAUUACAGGUACAAUCGAUUUCAUGUUUGGUAACGCUGCGGUUGUUUUCCAAAGUUGUAAAAUCCAGCCCAGACAACCAUUACCCAAUCAGUUUGUGACCAUUACGGCCCAAGGCAAAAAAGACCCAAAUCAGAAUUCAGGCAUGUCUAUUCAAAAGUGUGAUCUUUCACCAUUGGAUGAUCUAAAAGCACCAACAUACUUGGGCAGGCCCUGGAAGGACUACUCUACAACAGUAAUCAUGCAGUCCACUAUUGGUGCAUUCUUGAAUCCUCUAGGUUGGAUUGAAUGGGUCAGUGGUGUGGAGCCAGCCAACACCAUUUUCUAUGCUGAGUAUGCCAACACCGGCCCAGGUGCAUCUGUGACCCAAAGGGUCAAAUGGGCCGGUUAUAAGUCCAGCAUUACCCCAGACCAGGCGGCCCAAUACACCGUACCGUCUCUCAUACAAGGCGAUACUUGGUUACCAGAGACAGCAGUUGUCUUUGAUUCUUCCUUGUAAACAUGAAGUAUGGACUAAAUUAAUCUUCUCUAGGAAGUAUAUUAAAAAAUUCAGUUUCUUUUUUACUUUGAAGAAAAAAAAGUCCAGUUAUUUGGCAAUCUACUACUGCGUGUAUUCUUUUUCCGGCAGUGACAUUCUUUUAACCUGUAUGUAUGUUUUAUAAAAGCAUUGUGAACAAAACUGACAAAUGUUGCUUGUAAUUUAAUUUAUUAAUUAUAAAAGCUUUGUGAACAAAAUGA